AUGGCUUACAACAUGACACCCAUCAUCAUGGAAUGCGUGGUGCCCUAUCCAAAGGCCCCACAUGGCUCCAAAUGUCCUGCUUGCAACAAGGUACAACGCGACUCGUCAAGCUUCAAGACACACGCUCGGAAAGUACACAAGACACUUGAUGCCCGGACACCAACAACCUGCACCGUGUGCCAACGAACUUUCCCCACCUUCCGUGCAGGAUCCAUCCACUAUGCCCGCCAACAUGGUCCAGCAUCCCAACCAAAGAGUGACUGCACCAAGGAAGCAACACCCACCUUGCAACCAGCUACUUCACCAACCGAUCCUGACACACCAACGCCUCCAACCCUUCUCCCCUCAACACCGGAGAUCCACGCCAUUAUCCGUGAAGUUGUCAACCGCUCCCCUCCAUCGACCUGCCUCACCAUCCCACGUUCCCGCCGAAGAUCACAGUCACCCUCUACCCAAGAACUCAUCGCAGACUUCCUCCAAAAUUCUCCCACCCGUCCAAUCUCACCAAUGACCCCAUCACAGCCGACUACCAACUCCACGACCUUCUGCUCCCGUUCCCCAUCUCCUGAAAUUGCUCCUCCUAUUCCACUACACAGCAGAUCCACCAUAUGUCCCAACCCAGAACCCCAGGUCCGCAACCUGCUCAAUUAUUACCGUGGCAUGUCCAACAACAACAGACCCAGCAAUAGUCCCACCAACAGUUCUCCCACCAGUCCUUCUGACACGCCCCCACCUCGCACAAACCACCAACCUUCGGAAACCCUGGCGGCAAUCAAUUCCACCGUCCAUCGCCUGAGAGCCACCCUCGAAGAUGUUCCUGAGGACGAAGGUCCCUCACAGUCACCACCUAGACCAGACAACCCCCCUCCAAGAACCUCGCCCUCUACCCCUCCACCAACACUAACACCAGUAUCCGCCAUCUCACCUAUCCCACCAACGCCAGAUACCCGUGAUGCGACCACACGUGAUGUCCCUCCUAACCAGCCAACGCGGACACACCCUCCACCAGACCUUGACUCCUCCCAAGAUGCCCAGUUACCAACCAAUGACAACGAGCUGGUCACUGAGUUCCACCAACAUUGGUCCACCACGUUCUCCUCCAACCUCCCGUGGGAAGAUUUCUCUGAGCAGUGUGUUCUCUUUGCCGAUGCGUGCCGCACCCUUGCCACCUCCCUCAACCAGCCUCCACAGCGCCAAACCACCGAACACCCACCCAACCGCCCAAGACACCCACGAGCCAGCCGACCUGUCCACCGUUUCAAUCCUAGUGAAGCCAAACGGAUUCAAGGCCUAUACCGACAUUCCAAAAAACGAGCAGCGCGGAAGAUCCUAACCAACAACAGCACAACAUACACAGGAUCCAAGCAAGCUGCUCAGGAUUUCUUUACUGACGUCUUCUCCACCCGUCCGUGUGAUACCGCCUCCCUGCUUCACCACCUCCAAGAAUCUGUGCCUCCCUCUGAUGAGGACAACACACACCUUGCCUCUGACAUGACUGAAGAAGAGGUCUCCACCAAGCUCCGCUCUGCUGCCAACACUGCCCCCGGGCCAGACCGCGUGGAAUACCGGCACCUGAAGAAAGUCGACCCAAAUGCCAAGAUCCUGUGCCUCAUCUUUAACAGAUGCCUUCACGCCAAUGACGUCCCCCAAGCUUGGAAAGAUGCCCUCACCAUCCUCAUCCACAAAAAGGGAAACCCUGAUGAUGCAUCCAACUUCCGCCCAAUUGCCCUUAUGUCGUGCAUCUACAAGCUGCUUAUGGGAGUCCUCGGCAAACGUAUCUCUUCCUGGGCGAUCCAACAGAACAUACUGUCCGACGAACAGAAAAGCGCACGCCCAUCAGAGGGAUGCUACGAACAUACGUACCUCCUCAAGUCUGUUAUCCGUGAUGCCCGCUUGAACAAGAGAACCGUCUAUGUCGCUUGGCUAGACCUCCGCAACGCCUUUGGCAGUAUCCCGCAUGACGCCAUCCGCACCACUCUACAUCAUGUAGGUGUCCCUGACAACCUGAUUACGCUGAUCUCCAACGCAUACACUGGAGCUACCACAUCCAUCCGCACCGGACAAGAGACCACCGAUCCCAUUCCAAUACGUGCUGGUGUGAAACAAGGCUGUCCUCUGAGUGCGAUCCUAUUUAACCUGUGCCUGGAACUUGUCCUAAGAGCCAUCAAACAGAAAGCUGCAUCUCUUCCUCGAAAUCAAUCCCUCACGCAUUUCGAGUCUCUUCUCUCUUGUCUGGCUUACGCUGACGAUUUAGUUUUAGUUGCUCGCAAUAAGGAUGCCCUUCAGGCUCUCCUCGAUAGUGCUUCCUCUGCUGCCUCGGUGAUUGGCCUCGAGUUUCGACCCGAUAAAUGUGCUACCCUAUCGUUUAUCAAUCGAAAAGGUGAACCUGCUCGUGUCGACCGCAAUGUCUUCAAUGUACAAGAUCACCCAAUCCCUUCCCUCGCUGCUGAAGAAUCAUAUCGAUACCUUGGUGUGCCCAUUGGAAUGAUCCAUAAUAUCGACGACCUCGACUCAGUUAUCCCACAGCUCCUUGAUGACCUCGAAGCCAUACGAACCUCCCUCCUCGCGCCUUGGCAGAAACUGGAUGCCAUCCGAGUCUUCGUCCAACCGGCCUUGACCUACGCCCUCCGUGCUGGCGACCCUCAGAAACAGUCCUUAACGGAAUACCGCAAGAAGCUUAUCCGUACCCUCCGCGAGAUCUGUGACCUCCCUACUCGUGCUUCACACGCAUAUUUCUUCGCCUCCAAAAGUGUUGGCGGCCUCGCCCUCCAAGAUCCCACCGCUGAAGCUGACAUACAGUGUAUUGUGCAAACCAUCCGCAUCCUAUCAGCCAGUGAUCCCACCGUUUCCUCCAUUGCUCGUGCUGAGUUAUUAGCUGUUGUCCGUCGCACCACCCGCUCGAAUCCUUCUCCAAACCUCGUGUCCAGAUAUCUCUCUGGUGACAGUGACAACCCAUUCACACACCUAUACUACACGUAUACCUCCCUCUGGUCCCGGUGUCGCAUGGCCUGCCGUCGCCUCAAGAUACGUCUUACCCUCCCAGAAACUGAACACCCCACCAUAACCGCUACUGACUCUGGUCCGAUCAAGGCUCGUGGUGCCUCAUCUUUCCUCCAUCGCGUAGUCCAACAGAAGCAUGGUAAGACGCUCCUCGACCUCCCAGAUCAAGGCAAAGUGGCCCGUUGUUUAUCCACCGAUUCCUAUGCCAAUGGAUCCACCUGGCACACCACCGGACUUAACAUCCGAUUCCGAGAUUGGCGUUUCAUUCACAAAGCCCGCCUCAACUGCCUUCCAACAAAUGCUGUGAAGAGCCGAUGGUCCAAUACUCCUCCCACCUGUCGACAUUGUACUGAACCUGAGACUUUACCCCAUAUUGUCAACCACUGUCGUCCAGACCUCGUUCACAUCCGCCAACGACACAACAAACUUGUCGAUCGGAUAACCACCGCGGUACGUUUUGGCACCAUCACCACCGACCGUACAGUCACCCAAUCUGGCCUCAACCUACGCCCAGACAUCAUUGUUGAAGAAGACGAUCAGAUCUUAAUAAUUGACGUUACUUGUCCCUUCGACAAUGGUGCUGAUGCCAUGGAAGAAGCAGCCAACGCCAAGAUUCUCAAGUACCAACCCCUGAAAGAAUACUUCCUCAAUCAUAAUAAACAGUGCGAAGUCUAUCCUUUCGUUGUUGGCUCCCUCGGAUCCUGGUACCCACCUAAUGAACUCCUCCUCAACAAACUUGGUAUGACCCGACGCUACAAAACCCUCUUCAGAAAACUCUGUUGCACCGACGCCAUCCAAGGUUCCUGUGAUGUAUACCGCCUGCACAUGGGAUGGGAUCAACACACCUAA
Molecule: messenger RNA, 3849 nt
Organism: Paramuricea clavata
Lineage: Eukaryota; Metazoa; Cnidaria; Anthozoa; Malacalcyonacea; Plexauridae
Source: the annotation of a GenBank genome assembly